AUGGAAGUGCAAUCAUUAAUUGAGUUUCAGGAUUUAACAGACCUUGAUUACAAGCCUAGUAAUACAAAUCAUUUUUACUUUCGAAAUCUACUUCCGUCCGAUAAGACAGGGAAAACUAAUAAUAAAGAAGACUAUGAUGACGAUGUUUACAAUAAAGGCAUAGAUAUGAUUGAUCUAUUUGGUGACGAAGAAGUAUAUGACGAGGAAUAUGAACAGAAAAAUCAGAAGUGCUUAAAGAAAACUCAUAGCGAUAUUGAUAUCAUAUCUAUUCGUAGACCUGCAAUCAAGAAUCCUGUUACUACAUCUAGCAUACAUAUUGUAUAUAAAAUGACAACAAUGCAAGAUCGCAAGAGCAAGCUAACUCAAGCUAUUGAUAAAAUUAUAACGCAAAAUAUUGAGGAAGCAGACUGUAAUAUUCAUGCUACUAAAGCUAUCAAUAAACUCUUAAUACAGGAGGUUGGGAAGGACUGGAAAACUUAUAUAGAAAAGCAAGAUCGUUUCAAGAGAAGCGUCAUCCUCCUCUUGUGA
Molecule: messenger RNA, 528 nt
Organism: Entrophospora sp. SA101
Lineage: Eukaryota; Fungi; Glomeromycota; Glomeromycetes; Entrophosporales; Entrophosporaceae
Source: the annotation of a GenBank genome assembly